AUAGCCAAAUAAUAAAGCAGUUGAACUUUGGUCUUCAUGUAGAACAGUUCAAAAUAAUGGAGGAACCCCCGAAAAGUCCAUUUUCACUCGUUGUAAUACCUCAAACGAAAGAUGAGUCGUUCGAAAGGUCAUCUCUCUCUGUGCCUUCCGAGACAAUGUCCAAUUGGCCAUCCCUCCGCGGUCUCGUGACCGACUGGCAGGAUCUUCUUGAACCGAUGGGUGAGAACUCGGAAGAUCCAGAAGAUUUCGAUUGGUCUGUUAGUUAUUUCAAAUCGACAAACAGUACCUGUAUCAUUCGGUUCCUCUACAGUGACACAAAUAAGUUCCGCAAUAUUAAACUGAUCUUGAUCCUGAUAGUCGGAAUCCUGUACGGAUUACUUGCCAUGGCCAUUGUUCAUUUCUCUUUCUCCUUCCAUUUGUGGAUCGCAAGUGCGUUGGGCCUUAUUGUGACCGUAGCCGUUACUGUACUACUGAUAUUCUCUUACAGCAGUCGUUGUAUUUUUUCGCUGGUGGUACCUUCGCUCGGCACUAGGCAAGGAAAAACCAUUUUAAUUGCUCUACUGGUUACCCAGUUAAUUGCUGGUCCACUCGGCAAUUUAACGUACAAUAUGAAACAAAGUUCACAGUCAUUGUCCUGUUAUGGUAACAUGACUGUCAAUCAAACACAAGCCAUCAAGGAAGGAAUCAAAAUGUCGAUACACAAUUUCAAACAUAAUUUUAGCUUGCAUCACUUGAAUCAAGUGAAAGAAGGCACUGAAGCUGUCGUAAGUAUCGGCGAAGAAAUAUCAUCGAUUAUUUGCCAAAUUUUCGGUUGUGGCACUGCUGCCAAAGUCAAACAACAGGCAAAACAAACAGUGAAAGACGCUGUGAGUUACGAUCAAAUUAAAAACCAGAUCGAUAACGUCAAUCAAACGAUAAAUCACGCCAAACAGCAACUGCACACAGCACACAACAACGUCAAAAAUGAAAUUAGAACCCAAAUCGGCCAAUUUUUUAUUGUGGUCAGCAUUGCCAAGUUGGCAACCAUUUUCAGCCUGAUCUAUUUGCUUUUCUCGUGCUGGUUUUAUUAUCAUCGAUUCUUGAAUAUUCUUUCCUAUGACAACGACUACGCAACAGAGUUACUAAAGCGAUACGAUCGCCAUCGUAGUGAACUCGGUAGCCCUCCGCUUUUCCCGCUCAAUCUUCGUGAAAAAGCGAAAAUUAUUGAUUCUGUUUCUCUGUCCAUGUCGCCUAUUGAACGAAAAGCUCUUUUCAUUUCUCUGGUCCUUUACUUGGUCCAUUUCGUUAUCACAGUCAUUUUGUACGUGGCUGAUUGGACCCUAUAUACUUUUAUGGACAUUGUCGUCCGAAAUGUCAAUCAAAGUAGCGGCUGGAACGAAACUACCACUUUUCGAGUGGACUCAGUCAAUUUCGAAUUAGCAGUACCAUUUUUUUUCGAUGCUAAACAAUGCAUGGCGAUCCCUCGCAAGAUAUCCAAUGACACUGUGAUUGUUAUUGUUGUUAUUUACGUAAUUUUAGCAUUAGCCGUUCUAUCGCAAGCGUAUUGCCUUCGUCUCCGCCAUUCCAUCGUGGCCUAUUUCUAUCCGGAGAGGAAUAGCCAGCGCGUCCAGUACUUGUACAAUAAACUACUGAAGAAAAGGAAAAGACCAAAGAUCACUUUAACCUUGCGAACACCUUCGCGCGGUCAAAGUGUCGCUAACAUGGGCAAAAUUCUUACAGAAAAAGGAGUUAAAAAGCGAACGUUUCGAGGUCUAGCGAAAACCCUGGGUUUGUUCCGACGCUACUGCGUCGUUUGUGGCCUUCCUGAAAAUUCGGAAUUCAAAAAAUGUACCAAGUCUAAUUGUUCUGGUGUCUAUUGUCAUUCGUGUUUUGACGACGUGAAUAAUGUCUGUCUGAUUUGCCAAAGUUAA
This is a messenger RNA of Daphnia carinata, 1910 nucleotides long. RefSeq names its product dendritic cell-specific transmembrane protein-like. NCBI's taxonomy places the organism in Eukaryota, Metazoa, Arthropoda, Branchiopoda, Diplostraca, Daphniidae. Bases 57 to 1910 code for a protein of 617 amino acids. Gene Ontology annotation, cellular component: membrane. The transcript is spliced from 2 exons. The record is from RefSeq and is a predicted model, not a curated record.